AUGAGCGCGGGAUCUAUACCGCAGACAUGCAGCCACCCCCGUUGCAGAGAAAUCACACCCGGUCGCGGCAUCUUCUGCCGACGCUGCCGUUCCAUAACGGUUGGCGGGGAGUGGGCCAUCCGUGAUAUCGUCUGGGGUCUCAGGGAAGCAGUCCGUUCUGGCGACGUCGAUACCCACAUCACGGAGAUGGCCGAGAGCGUGAUCCUCCAGCUCUCCCGUGAAGUUGCUGCUAUGUGCAGUGACUUGAGCCAGACUCCCACACAGGAUCUUCUGAGCCCCGACGAAAGCCAGUCGGCCCGAUUCCUCGCCCAGGCCGUAGCUCACGGUCCGAUUCGGCUCAUCACCAGCCGCCUCCCAGGCCGCGUUCGACGAAGGAGAGGUCUAUCGGUCAAGGGAGGCAGACUUAGAGGCCAGGUAUAA
This is a messenger RNA of Gaeumannomyces tritici R3-111a-1, 420 nucleotides long. RefSeq lists its product as hypothetical. The record is from RefSeq and is a predicted model, not a curated record. NCBI's taxonomy places the organism in Eukaryota, Fungi, Ascomycota, Sordariomycetes, Magnaporthales, Magnaporthaceae. Bases 1 to 420 code for a protein of 139 amino acids. The transcript has 2 exons.